Molecule: messenger RNA, 1185 nt
Organism: Trichomonas vaginalis G3
Lineage: Eukaryota; Parabasalia; Trichomonadida; Trichomonadidae
Product: arfaptin homology (AH) domain/bar domain domain-containing protein
Exons: 1
Coding region: 1-1185 (394 amino acids)
Source: RefSeq, a predicted model, not a curated record
AUGCAUUUUUGUAACUAUAAACAAUCAAUAGAAAAAAUACAAACAGCUAAACGAUCACAUAUCGAGGCAAUGGAUGCUUUAAUUUCUACAACACUGAAGUUUCUUACUGCUGCCGAAAUUUUUGAAAAUGAAAAUCUUUUGCCUUACUCCGAAAUAUUAAAUAUGCUUCAAGAGCAAACAAAAGUCCAAGCCGAGAUCUCAAAUGUUUUACCUUUGUUCAUUUCAAACGAUGUUAAUUCACCAACUGCUUACGAUGCAAUCCGUAGCUUCUUCCAAAAUCAUUUCCUUCCCGAAUUAAAGAACAUAAAGUCGUACUAUGUUUCUACAUUUGAUAAUGAUUUCUCAGCUAUUCAGAAAAUGAGUACAGAAUUAAAUGUUGUUGAACAAAAUUACAAAGCAGCCGAUGCUGAACAUCAGAAACUCGUUAAUAAUUUAGAGAAGCAUCAUGGCAACAAGAAACAAGAAGAUCUCUUCAAUACAGAAGCUUUUCAAUAUAAAACAGUCCGCCAAGCAUGUGUAGAUUCUAUUGAUGCGUACAAUAAAAAGAAAUACGAAUACGAACUAGAAUGUGAUAAAUUCUUUUCAAAAUACGAAGAAUUGGAACAUUCAAGAAUGGAAAAAAUGAAAAUUUUAUUCCUAAACUUAUCGGAAGUGCUUACGAAGGGCUGCGAAAAAGCAAAAGAUCUCGGGCAUAAUAUAAAUUCGGCUUACGACAACAUAAAAUGCAGUAUGGAGUACGAUGAGAUCAUUAAAUACGAAGUGUUACGUAAAACUCAUCUCCCUGAGAAACAUAAUCCCAUUAAAAACGAAUUCUCUUUCAAUAUCUACGAAUUCAUUGAUCCAUCCAAGAUUUUCACUUCAGAGCUACAUGAAACGUAUGCGAUAUCCCAGAUCGACAUCCUCGUAAACCAGACAAAAUUGGCGUCCGUUGGCGAAAAAGUUAAAGUUAUUUCAGAAGAAGACGGAUAUCUCUUAUAUAAUCAGGAUAAGACGGUCAAGACCAUAGUGGCAAAAGAUCUAUUUCAGGUGCCGGAGAAAUACAAACGAUACAUUGCCAAAAUCGUUGACGAAGAAAAUCCAUCAAAAAACACUGUUUGCGUUUUGGAAACAGAUGAAAAUUGCCAGUGUAUCACCAUGGAUAAGGAAAUCAUAUAUGUGCCGUUAGAAAAGAUAAAAAAGUUAUAA